Messenger RNA from Tetrahymena thermophila SB210, 1191 nucleotides. RefSeq names its product gamma-glutamyl hydrolase. NCBI's taxonomy places the organism in Eukaryota, Ciliophora, Oligohymenophorea, Hymenostomatida, Tetrahymenidae. Gene Ontology annotation, cellular component: vacuole. The transcript has 4 exons. The record is from RefSeq and is a predicted model, not a curated record. Gene Ontology annotation, biological process: tetrahydrofolylpolyglutamate metabolic process. Gene Ontology annotation, molecular function: gamma-glutamyl-peptidase activity.
AUGUAAAUAUAGUUUUUAAUACAACUUGUUUAGACACUAAAAGAUAAUUUCACCUUGAUUACAUAAAUUAAAACAAAUUAAAUAUUAUAUUAAUUUAGAUAACAAACAAGUAAUUUCAUAAUGUCUAGAUUUAUUGGUGUUUCGUUGUUUUGCUUUUUAGUCUUAGGAGUUAAUUGCUUUAAUAAUAGUACUAAAUUUAACUAAAGACCCAUCGUAGGUAUUUACACUGCUCCUUCUACUUAUUCUAAGUUCCCAGGUCUUAAUUACUCUUACAUUGCAGCAAGCUAUGUAAAAUUUGUAGAAAGCGCAGGUGCUUAAGCCGUUCCAAUUCCAUAUGACGCUACUUUAGAUUACCUUGAUACACUAUUUUCUAAAAUCAAUGGCAUCUUAUUCCCUGGUGGUAGUGUUGAAUUCACAUUUGAUGAUUCUGUAGACAAGAUUUUCUCAAGAAAUGCAAAUUACUUAAUUUAAAAGGCAAAAAAUGCUACAAAUUAAGGAGAUUUCUUUCCAAUUUGGGGAACAUGCUAAGGCUUUGAAUUGAUCCAUUACAUAGAAAGCGGUUUUAAUAAAACUGUCCUUAAAAGUGGAUACAAUGAUACUACUUCACAUACCACAAAUAAUAUAGAUAAGACUUCUAAAUUAUUUGAAAAAAUGCCAACUUUUUUAAAACGCCACAUGGAAAACUUUGAUUAUGCAUAUUAUCACCAUGAUAAAGGAGUUAUUCCUUAGUCUUAUUAAGAAAUUCCAAUUCUUUCUUAAAACUACAAAUAUACUUCUAUUGGUUAUACUGAUUCCCAAAGAUUGUUUAUAGCAACCUUUGAAUCUAUUAACUACCCUAUUUUCGGAACUCAAUUCCAUCCAGAAAAAAAUGCAUUUGAGUGGAAGAUUGAUGCUGCUCGUGAUUUUAAAUCUACUUUAGUCUCAUAAUAUUUUGCUAAUUUCUUUAUUUAGUAAGCUAGAUAAAAUUUCCAUUCAUUUAAUGGCACAAGCGAUGAAAACAAGUACUUGAUUUAUUAAUAUCCCACUUACUCAUUGCCAACCAGUUCUUAUACAGAAAUCUACAUUCUUAAAAACUUUGGAAAUCCAGAAGUAGAUUACACCUAAGCCUAUGUGCCUAAAGCAAAAAAAUCAAAGUCUUUGAUUACUAAAUUAAUACUUGAAAAUAAAUUCGAAGACGAUGAAGGAUUCUGA